This is a messenger RNA of Physella acuta, 1237 nucleotides long. Its product is annotated as protein NCBP2AS2 homolog. Lineage: Eukaryota; Metazoa; Mollusca; Gastropoda; Physidae. The record is from RefSeq and is a predicted model, not a curated record.
UUUAUCUGGCAUAUUUCGUUGCACUUGUAAAUAAACAACUUGGUUGAACCGGAAGUUUUAUUUUUCGUAUGUUUUCGAAAAACUAAUAUCAAAAUGCCCCUACGGGCUUUGUUAAGGCAUCUCCUCAACAAUGAACAGCUUAUUCAAAAGCUUGCUGACAGUUAUCCAAUACGAAGAGCUGCACAGCUGACUGCCUACUUGUUUCAUAAAGGAAAACUAAUAAGUGAAGAAAAGCUGGAAAAGUUUAAAGAAACAGAUGUCGUCAAUCGCCUACAAGAUGAGAUGAAAUACUCGUCACAGAAAAUUCAAGAUAAAACAAACCAAUCUCUGCAAAGGACUAAUAGUUUUUUUAACACAUUUUUCAAAAAUUUAAAUGAAGAAUGGAAAAAAGCAGAAAAAAAACUUGAAGAGCAGAGAAAGAUAGGAGGAGACUCAAAGAAAAAAUAUUAAUGCUUGGUUGUGAUAUCUAUCUUUCAAAUUUCAGAAAAACAUGAGCUGCUUGUCAAUUUACAGUAGUGGGGAAAAAUGUUCAUUUUAUCCAAGCUUAAUUAUAAUUUUAAAAUCACCCCAGCCAUCCAUAGUUUGCAUAAUUAUGGUUUGUUUUCUCAUAGGCAUACUAUUUUUCCCCCAAAAGUUAUUCUGAGUUAUUCUGAACAUAGUAAAUGAAAUUUUAUAACAUUAUGUCUAGAGGAAUAAAAAAUUAAGUUCUUUCUCUGAGGUAUUUUGAAUGUGUUAAUGGAAUCUGUACCAUUGCAUCCCGGGAAAUUAGACCCAAGUACAUUAUUUAUUCCUUAUUUAUUAUGAUUAAAGAUAUUCUAGUGUUUUUACUGAGACCCAAUGAGGCUAGAUCUGUAAUUUCAAAACAGCAUGCAACAUUUUUAAGCACAGGAGGAAGUCAGAAUGUUUGAUCUUUAAAAUACUACAGUUGUUAUGUAAUAAAAGUUUAAAUGUUUGGUUCCUGUUGUUGAGAGCCUAGAGGGCGAACACUGCCAGAUUGAGUGCAUAAUUCUGUAUUGUUUCAUUACUGCUGGUUGCAUUGUGUCAAAUUGUUUACAGGGGGGUGCAUUAGGCUGGUCUGCAUCUUUCGUCCGUGUCUGAGAGCUGGGCUUCUGUUAACUUACUUCGUGCCUCACAAAUAAAUUAGAAAAACUUUUUGUGAGGCCAGUAUUUGUAAAUAAAGAAACUUCUGACUUUGUACCUAAAUUUGUCACAAUAAAAUUACUGGUCUGUCUGCGUG